This is a messenger RNA of Drosophila kikkawai, 4618 nucleotides long. It is a transcript of the gene Muc68D, whose product is annotated as Mucin 68D. Lineage: Eukaryota; Metazoa; Arthropoda; Insecta; Diptera; Drosophilidae. Gene Ontology annotation, cellular component: extracellular region. The record is from RefSeq and is a predicted model, not a curated record. Gene Ontology annotation, molecular function: chitin binding.
UGAAUAUGCUAGCGGUGAAUGUCCUAUGGGCUGUCCUUUGGAUCGCCCCCCAGGCUCUGGCGCUGGACACCUGCGCAGGGCAGUCGUUCGGAUCUAGAGCAGUCGACCCGGAAGAUUCCCGUUCGUAUAUUCUGUGCCUGGGCUUCCUAGGCCAGAUUAAGAACACAUGCAAUGAUGGAUAUUUAUUCGAUGCCCAAACUCAGGGCUGUGUGGCUGAGGGCCAAGUAAUUCAUAAGGCAGAAAAGAAAAAGGAAAAGGACGAGGCCAAGAAAGCAGUGAAUAUCAGGCAAAAAAUAAGUGUGGAUAGGCCCGUGAUAUUUAACAUCUUCGGAAACUUGAAUAUCUUCGGAAGUCUUUGGGGUAAUUCCCAAGAACCGACUACUUUAAGACCUCCAAACUCAAAAUUUUCAUUGGAAAAUUCGCCAGAGGGAAUUGCGUCCAGCCCAGUGGAUAUCUCUAGCUUAUUUCAUACGGAUCUUUAUGCCUUGGCUGAUGCAUCAUCGUCGGAAAUACAGCUUAAAGGUCUUGCAAAUGAAGAUCCCUCUGAUUCCAGCUCGGAGCCAACGCCGGAAAGUUCCACACCGGAAAAUGGCCAGGAUUCGGAAAGUUCACUGACCACUGAAGGACAGCAAGAAGAGUUAAAAUCAAGUUCGGAGAGUCCGUUGUCCACGGAAGCAUCAACAGUCGAGGAGUCGACUUCCACUGCAUCUGCCGUAGAAAGUUCCACCCAGGAUAGUAUCUCAAGCUCGGAAAAUCCCUUGACGACUGAGGCUUCCUCUGAAGAUGUAAGCUCAAGCUCCGAAGAUCCGCAGUCUACCAGCGCUGCAGAUGAUUCAUCCACAACAGAAUCUCCUCCAGAAAAAUCAACGCAAGAAAGCGACUCAAGCUCUGAAAAUCCUUUGACCACUGAAGCAUCCUCUGAAGACAUUAGCUCAAGCUCCGAAGAUCCACUAUCCUCCACGGAAUCUCCAUCAGAAAGUUCAACAUCGGAAAAUCCGUUGACCACUGAAGCAUCCUCUGAAGACAUCAGUUCGAGCUCCGAAGAUCCGUUAUCAAGUAGCCCAGCAGAAGAUUCAUCCUCAACAGAAUCUCCAUCAGAAAGUUCAACACAAGAGAGUGAAUUGAGCUCCGAAAAUCCUUUGACCACUGAAGCAUCCUUGGAUGACAUCAGCUCAAGCUCCGAAGAUCCGCUGUCCUCAACAGAAUCUCCAUCAGAAAGUUCAACACAAGAGAGCGACUCAAGCUCGGAAAAUCCUUUGACGACUGAGACAUCCUUGGAAGAUAUCGUCUUAAGCUCCGAAGAUCCGCUGUCUACUAGCGCUGUAGAAGAAUCAUCCUCAACAGAAUCUUCACCAGAAAGUUCAACACAGGAAAGCACAUCAAGCUCAGAAAAUCCUUUGACAACUGAUGCAGAUAUCGGCUUAAGCUCCGAAGAUCCGCAUUCCUCAACGGAAUCUCCAUCAGAAAGUUCAACACAAGAGAGUGACUCGAGCUCCGAAAAUCCUUUGACCACUGAAGCAUCCUUGGAUGACAUCAGCUCAAGCUCCGAAGAUCCGCUGUCCUCCACGGAAUCUCCAUCAGAAAGUUCAACCUCGGUAAAUCCUUUGACCACUGAAGCAUCCCCUGAAGACAUCAGCCCGAGCUCCGAAGAUCCGCUAUCCUCAACAGAAUCUCCAUCAGAAAGUUCAACACAAGAGAGCGACUCAAGCUCCGAAAACCCUUUGACCACUGAAGCAUCCUUGAACGACAUCAGUUCAAGCUCCGAAGAUCCUCUCUCAACGUCUCCUGUAGAAGAUUCAUCCACAACAGAAUCUCCUUCAGAAAGUUCAACUCAGGAAAGCAUCUCAAGCUCGGAAAAUCCCUUGACAACUGAUGCAUCUUCGGAAGACGGUUCCAGCUCAUCAACCUCAUUAACCACAGAAGCUUCACUUGAAAGUUCAACCGAAGAAAACGUGGCCAGUACGGAAAAUACAUCGUCCACAGAACCAGAACCAGAAAGUUCUACGGAGGCUUCUAAUGACAGCACAGAAAUACAGUCGUCAACAGAAUCUUCCCCAGAAAGCUCAACAGAGGAAAAUAAUUCGAGUUCUGAGAGUCCGUCAACCGCAGAACCGCAGGAAAGUUCAACGGAAGCGAAUAUAUCUAGCACGGAAAUUUCUUCGGAAAGUCCAUUAUCUACUGAACCUUCACAAAGCACGGAAAUUCAGUCGUCCACAGAAUCAUCACCAGAGAGUUCUACGGAAGCGAACUCCAGUACUGAAAUUUCUCCCUCAGAAAGUACCACGGAAAACAUAAAUACUAGUUCCGAAACUCCUUCGGGCACAGAUCCUAUAGAAAGCUCAACUGAAGAAAGUAUUUCCAGCACAGAGCCCUCAGAUGCUUCUACAGGGACCACAGAUAAUAACUGGGGAUCUGGAAAUGAUGGCUCCGGACACAGAUCUUCAACAGAACCAUCUCCUCCAAGUAGCACAGAGGAAAGUGUACUCAGCUCUGAGAAUCCGUUGACCACCGAACCAACAUCAGAGAGUACAACUGAAGAGAACGCGUCCAGCUCCGCCAACCCAGCAACGGAUGUUCCAUGCACCACUGUUACACCUCCAGAAAAUUCUACCAAGAUUCCAGAAAGUCCAUCUACCUCAGAACCAACACAAGAUACCACAGAAAGAGAUGGGGGCUCUGGAAAUGCAGGCUCUGAAAAUGGUAACCCUGGAGCCGGGACUUCAACGGAACCAUCACAGCAAAGUUCUACAGAACCCACAAUCGAAGGUACCACAGAGGAGAAUGUGAACGGUUCCUCUAACCCACCAACGGAUGUACCUUGCACUACUCUGCAACCUCCAGAAAAUUCAACUGAAAUUCCAGAAGUUCCAUCUACAUCAGAAUCAUCACAAGAUACCACAGAAAGAGAUGGUGGCUCUGGAAAUGGUGGCUCUGAAAACGGUAACCCUGGAACCGGGACUUCAACUGAACCAUCACAGCAAAGCUCAACAGAACCCACAAACGAAGGUACCACAGAGGAGAAUGUGAGCAGUUCCUCUAACCCACCAACGGAUAUACCUUGCACUACUCUGCUACCUCCAGAAAAUUCAACUGAAAUUCCAGAAGUUCCAUCUACCUCAGAAUCAUCACAAGAUACCACAGAAAGAGAUGGUGGCUCUGGAAAUGCUGGCUCAGAAAAUGGUAGACCUGGAACUUCAACUACAGAACCCACAUCACAAGGAACCACUGAAGAGAAUAUAGCCAGUUCUGAAGCUCCAAUCACUAAUCCGUGUAACACUGUUGCACCGCAAAAUCCCUCAAAUUCAGGACCAUCAAGGAAGCUUCAAAAGGAAUCCGAGAAGACCAACGAUAACACGAAUGUAGAACGCACAGUUUGUAGUAACUUGCCAAAUGGAAUUUUUCUCAGGGAUCCAAAAUCUUGCAGUAAAUAUUAUAUUUGUUUGAAUGGUAAACCAAUUCCCGGCAAAUGUCCCAGCAAUCUCAGCUUUGACAUUAAGAGAAAAGUGUGCAAUUUUGCCAAUUUAGUGGAUUGUUCUGUUAAUGAAUUACCAGAGGUACCUGUUUCGACAGAAAAUCCAUCCACUGCAGGAACAUCCAGUACGGCAUCAGCUUCCACAGAAGGAUUACCAUCUACUACCCAAGCACCACCAUCAGAUGGUUCAAAAAAGAAGGUUAUAUCUGCCUUAGUGUCACCGGAAUCAGUUGAUUUAUCAGUGAACGCCAAAGAUAACUCCACUGAUCAUCGAAAAGAACUUACUGAUUGUAGUGACCUGCCAAACGGAGUUUUUCUUAGAGACUUAAAAUCUUGCAACAAAUUUUACAUUUGUCUGAACGGUAAGCCCAUUUCCGGCCAAUGUCCCCGCAAUCUCAACUUUGACAUUAGGAGAAAGGUGUGCAAUUUCCCUAGUUUAGUGGAUUGCUCGGUCAAUGAAAGUCCAGAGGUUAAGAGGCCACCUAAAGAUCUCACAGAUGGUUCGGUGCCUGAAUGUAAAUCUCAACGAAAUGGGGCUUAUAUCCGUGACCCAAAGUCCUGUAGCAAAUUUUAUGUGUGCGCCAAUGGUCGUGCCUUAUCGCGACAGUGUCCCAGAGGCUUAUACUUUGAUUUCAAGUUGAAAUUCUGCAAUUAUCCAUCACUGGUUCAAUGCUUGGCAGAAGAAAGUCCAGUAGAUAAACCAAAAGCAGUAAUUGGAAGCAUCCGGAAUACCCUCAUUCCGAAGUGUGGAGAAUCAGAAGAAGGCAGGGCUUUUGGUGACGUUAAACAGCAUAAUAAAUAUUAUGUUUGUCUUAAGGGAAUGGCUGUUUUGCACUAUUGCAGUCCAGGACAAUGGUUCGAUCAUCAAAGCGAGAAAUGCACCGAUCAGCGUCUGGCCAAGAUGACUUAAAUGAAGGAAGAGCAUCUAACUAAAGUUUAAACUUUUAUCUAGGAUUAACAAUGGUGAAAGGGUAUUAUUAUUGGGUAAAGGGUAAAAUGUAAAUGCUAUAAAUAUUCAUUUAUUAAGUGGUUACUGUUUUAUAAAAUAUCUUAUAUACAUAUCUUAGCAAUCUUAUCUACGAAUUAAAAAACGAAUAAAUAAAAAAACAUGUACAUAUUUAAUAAAUUUAAUUUGGUCACCAAUAA